Molecule: messenger RNA, 1120 nt
Organism: Sander lucioperca (pikeperch)
Lineage: Eukaryota; Metazoa; Chordata; Actinopteri; Perciformes; Percidae
Product: GTPase IMAP family member 9-like
Exons: 2
Coding region: 1-918 (305 amino acids)
Molecular function (GO): GTP binding
Source: RefSeq, a predicted model, not a curated record
AUGUUCACUAAAACUAAGACGAUACCUCUCUCCAUCGAACAAGUACUCACAACAGCAGUCCUCACAGUGUCUGAUGUAAAGUUCUGUGUAUUUUUAUCUGCAGGAUCUGAUGAGUUGAGGAUCAUUCUGAUUGGGAAGACAGGGGCGGGAAAGAGUUCAGUAGGAAACACCAUCUUGGCCAGAGAGGCUUUUAAAGCUGAACUAGCCGCCGUUUCUGUGACAUCUAAAUGCAAGAAAGAAAGAGGAGAGGUUGGAGGGAGGAAGGUUGCACUCAUCGACACUCCAGGGCUGUUUGACACGAGUUUAGGCAAUGAAGAAGUGUUUAAAAGGAUCAAGAUGUGUAUCGGUAUGUCCUCUCCUGGUCCUCAUGCCUUCCUGGUGAUUGUUCAGCUCGGCAGGUUCACAAAGGAAGAGAAAGAAACUGUGAAAAUGAUUCAAACCACAUUUGGUGAAGAUGCAGAUAACUACACAAUGGUGCUGUUUACCCAUGGAGACAAGCUGAAGAAACAAACAGUUGAAGAGUUUGUUUCAAAGAGCGACGACCUGCAAGAAAUCAUUCAGAAAUGUCAUGGUCGUUAUCACGUCUUCAACAACGAGGUGGAAAACCCGUCUCAAGUCACUGAGCUUCUGAAGAUGAUAGACGUGAUGGUCGAGGAUAAUGGCGGGUCGUACUACACCACAGAGAUGUACAAGAAAGCAGAGGAAGAAAUAGAGAACAAGAAACAACAAAUCCUGAAAGAGUCUGAGGCACAGAUGAAGAAAGAGAUGGAGGAACUGAAAGCCAAAUACUCUGGGGAGAUGUUGGAAAUGCAAAAAGAAAUGAUGAAAUUAAGAUGUGAGGCUGAAGCAAGAGCUAACGCUGAACGUCACUGUUCAGUACAACCCCCCCAAGUUGUAGUCCCCUGUGUAAUCAGUUAAGCAGCUUCUCUGGUGUAAGAUAAUGUAUAUAUAAGUAUAAUGUCAGUGAUUUCCUUGUAGGCCCAGUGUCUGAAUGAGUCAGCAGCUCCUGAUGGAUGUACAGUCAACUAUCACUGGAUUACUUUGAGUUAAAAACAAGUUAUGAUUUCUAAGCAGAUUUCUGAAAUCGUCCUUACUUUGUAGGUUAAAGGGUAACUACCGU